UUGUUACGAUUUCUAAACAAGAAAAUAACAUUUUUGUGACCCACCGUAGAGAGAUAUUAAACAACUUCGAUCAGGAAUGGAUAUACUGAAGGCAGAAAUUGCUAAGAAAAGAAAGCUGCUGGAAGAUAAAAAGCUUGUGGACGAGAAUAAGAAAUAUUUCAAGCGUGGUGAACUGCUGGCACAAGAAGAGGUUGAAUAUCUUGAAAAAAGUGGAUUGAACAAAUUUGAUGGUGCUACUAGCAACGGUUCAGCGGAAAAAGAUGGACAAUCCACCUUGGGUGUAGAUCCAAAAUAUGACUUCAAAAAGUUACCACGGUCGGAAGUGGUCCGGAAGCUGCGAGAGCGCGGUGAACCCAUCUUGCUGUUUGGCGAAACGGAGAAGGAAUCGUGCCAUCGGUUACACCAGCUGGAAAUAUCGACACCGGAAAUUAAUCGAGGCUUCCGGAACGACUUUCAGGAAGCGAUGGAACAGGUCGAUGAAGAGUAUCUCAAUGAAAUUCUUACCUCGAAUGGGCAAGGACCAGGCAUGGGAAAGGCGAAAAAUUCCAACGAAGACUAUGCCAUAGAGGAGAGCGUUACUUACGAAUCGAUACAGGAAAUGGCAGUUCGGUUAGGGCGCAGCGGAAAGGAUCACGACUGUCACGUAAUAAUGACACUGAUCCAGUUCUUGCUCAAAAUGUGGAACGAUCAGCUGAGCUCGGCAACGGCUGCCGAGCGUAUGGCUACCAAAGGUAAAAUAGCACGGGCUACCUUCGAACAGACGCGGCUAUACCUGAAGCCGUUGCUACGCAAGCUAAAGAACAAAACGAUCCCGGAGGAUAUUCUCGACAGCCUGACGGACAUUACCAAGAGUUUGCUGAAGCGGGACUAUAUCCAUGCAAGCGAUGCGUAUCUGACCAUGGCCAUUGGAAAUGCACCGUGGCCUAUCGGUGUAACUAUGGUAGGUAUUCAUGCACGUACGGGGCGUGAAAAGAUUUUCUCAAAAAAUGUAGCUCACGUUAUGAACGACGAGACGCAAAGAAAGUACAUUCAAGGGUUAAAGCGACUGAUGACUAAAAUGCAGGAAUACUUCCCAACCGACCCCUCACGGUGCGUAGAGUACGUUAGUAAAAAAGAUAGACAAGAUUAAGUGUAAAUUAA
Messenger RNA from Anopheles funestus (African malaria mosquito), 1140 nucleotides. It is a transcript of the gene Prp18, whose product is annotated as pre-mRNA-splicing factor 18. Gene Ontology annotation, cellular component: U5 snRNP; U2-type post-spliceosomal complex; U4/U6 x U5 tri-snRNP complex. Gene Ontology annotation, biological process: RNA splicing; generation of catalytic spliceosome for second transesterification step. Bases 77 to 1129 code for a protein of 350 amino acids. The record is from RefSeq and is a predicted model, not a curated record. The transcript has 2 exons. Lineage: Eukaryota; Metazoa; Arthropoda; Insecta; Diptera; Culicidae.